Messenger RNA from Tarenaya hassleriana, 1775 nucleotides. Its product is annotated as probable serine/threonine-protein kinase At4g35230. The transcript has 9 exons. Gene Ontology annotation, biological process: brassinosteroid mediated signaling pathway; protein phosphorylation. Gene Ontology annotation, molecular function: ATP binding; protein kinase activity; protein binding. The record is from RefSeq and is a predicted model, not a curated record. Lineage: Eukaryota; Viridiplantae; Streptophyta; Magnoliopsida; Brassicales; Cleomaceae. Bases 101 to 1603 code for a protein of 500 amino acids.
UAUUUUUCCACCACUCUCUCUCAUCUUCCACUUACGAGGAACCAGGAAGACAGAGAGGAAGAACAUUUGUGAACUCGCUUUCCCCCCGUGCGAGAGAAUCAUGGGUUGUUGUCUAUCAUCAUUUUCAGGGCAAGACUCGCUUCGGAGAGAUCAAUCCCUGCAGCACCAGCAGCAACCGGCGGACCACCAUGACGCCGCGCCGUCGGCGGCCGGUGGGCUCGAAAAUGGCGGCGGCGGAGUCCCGUCGUUUUCGGAGUUCUCCUUCGCCGACCUGAAGGUGGCGACCAACAACUUCAGCUCCGACAACAUCGUAUCAGAAAGCGGCGAGAAAGCCCCAAAUCUUGUCUACAAGGGCAGAUUACAGAACCGCCGUUGGAUCGCCGUGAAGAAGUUCACGAAGAUGGCUUGGCCCGAUCCUAAACAGUUCGCUGAGGAGGCAUGGGGAGUUGGGAAAUUGAGGCACAAGAGACUGGCGAACCUGAUAGGGUAUUGCUGCGAUGGUGAUGAAAGGCUUCUCGUUGCAGAGUUCAUGCCAAACGAUACACUUGCUAAGCAUUUGUUUCACUGGGAAAAUCAAACCAUCGAAUGGGCAUUGAGGUUACGUGUAGCUUAUUACAUUGCUGAAGCUCUUGGAUAUUGCAGUAGUGAGGGUCGGCCAUUGUACCAUGACUUGAAUGCUUACAGAGUUCUCUUCGACGAGGACGGGGAUCCUCGUCUUUCCUGUUUUGGAUUGAUGAAGAACAGCCGGGACGGUAAAAGUUACAGCACGAAUCUUGCUUAUACACCGCCCGAAUAUCUAAGAAACGGAAGAGUGACUGCUGAAAGUGUUAUUUACAGCUUCGGCACCGUCCUUCUUGAUUUGCUUAGCGGAAAGCACAUCCCUCCGAGCCAUGCUAUUGACAUGAUACGCGGGAAAAAUAUUGUUCUAUUGAUGGAUUCACAUCUCGAAGGAAAUUUCUCCACCGAAGAAGCUACGGCUGUCGUUGAACUUGCUUCUCGGUGUUUACAGUAUGAGCCUCGAGAGAGGCCCGGCACAAAGGAUCUUUCCGUGGCCCUUUCACCUUUGCAUACUAAAUCCGAUGCUCCGUCUUACGUAAUGCUCGGAAUCACAAAACACGAGGAGGCACCUUCGACCCCACAGCGUCGACUUUCACCAAUGGGCGAUGCGUGUUCAAGAAUGGAUCUCACUGCAAUUCAUCAAAUCUUGGUGAUGACACAUUACAGGGACGAUGAAGGAACAAACGAGUUAUCUUUCCAAGAAUGGACGCAGCAGAUAAAAGAUAUGCUGGAUGCCCGGAAACGCGGGGACUAUGCUUUCCGGGACAAAGACUUCAAGACCGCCAUCGACUGUUACUCUCAGUUCAUAGACGUAGGAACGAUGGCGUCGCCAACUGUAUUGGCAAGGCGUAGCCUAUGCUAUCUGUUGAGUGACCAGCCGGACGCAGCUCUCCGGGACGCCAUGCAAGCUCAGUGCGUCUAUCCCGAUUGGCCCACUGCCUUUUAUAUGCAGUCCGUCGCUUUAGCCAUGCUCAACAUGCAAACCGACGCAUCCGAUAUGUUGAACGAGGCAGCUUCGCUCGAAGAUAAGAGAAAAGGGUCUUGAUUUUUUUUUCUUUUUUUUUUCCCCGAGGUUCUUCUUCUUCUUCCUUUUCAGGCGACGAGGAGAAGCGAAGGAAGUAAUAAUUGCUGUGAUAGUUUUCCUUAGUGAAGAAACUGUGUAAAUGAACUGAAACAUGCUGUUUUUUUUCCUGGUUUUGGGGAAUAUGUUCACACAA